AAAAAGUUUCACUUUGGGAAUUUCACAAUCGUAACCUGUUCAUGCCAAAGUAUGACAGCUACUUGUUGACAUUUCUAUGUGCCGGUGUCAAACCGUAUUGCAGUUGAAUCAGAUUGAAUGUGUUAUCGCGUGCCGCAACGAAAUGAAGCGAACCAGAUCGGAAAUGGCAAAAGCCGAUGUGUCGAAAGAACCAUCGUCAACAGAUGACGUGGCACAUCAAAAUGUUGUGUCGAUUGCACCAAAAAAGGUGACGAAAUCACAGACAAACAGACAUAGCAGUUACGUUGAAUGCAUCAUCUGUGGUCAUAAAAUGGCAUUGGCUGAUUUGAUUAUUCACCAAAAGUCGGCUCAUUCAAACGUUAAGGACAUUCUAUCUCGACUGAAUGCUGGCAAAUUCGUUCGAUCUGAGACGAAAGCAGGCAACCCAUCAAAUGGAGCAGCAAUGGUCCGAUGCAAGUUUUGCAGAAAUAAAAUGCCCAGCACAGCCUUGGAAAGUCAUCAGCGAAAUAAACAUUUAUCUCAAUAUAUUCGAAUGCAAAUGCAUAGACCCUAUGUCUCUGUUAAUCAAACCAGACCAACUCAUUUGCCGAUUGAGAGUAUCCGUCCAGAGCCUGAGCCGUUUCCAACAAAGAAAUCGAUGCUUAGUGUUGAACAGGAUGAUGAUGGCUUUUUGGACUUAGUCUUAACUGAGAAUUGAUGAUGAAAGGAAGCUAUGAAGAAAAAUACAAUUCAGACUGAAUAUCGGUCGCAUAAAUCGAGAUAAAAUCGUUAGAUUCUGACAAUU
Messenger RNA from Sitodiplosis mosellana (orange wheat blossom midge), 784 nucleotides. RefSeq lists its product as uncharacterized. Bases 77 to 697 code for a protein of 206 amino acids. Lineage: Eukaryota; Metazoa; Arthropoda; Insecta; Diptera; Cecidomyiidae. The record is from RefSeq and is a predicted model, not a curated record. The transcript has 2 exons.